CAGGGCGGGGGGGAGGGGGCGGCCCGGGCGGCUCCACUGCAGCGGUCGGGGAGGGGAGCCCUGGGCCGGCUCCACCGCGCGCAGGGUUCGGGCCCCGAGCGCGCCAGGGGGCAGUUGAGGCCCGGCAUGGGCCGGAGCUCGGCUGAGCUGGUUCUGUGGCUGACGCUGCUGCAGCUGCUGGCGCUGGGGACCCCCUCCCUGACUUCCCCCGACUAUCAGUACUUCGGCUCCCACAGCCAAGGGGAUACGUGGGAACAACUGAGGCUGCAGAACCAGGACAAAGUGCUGGACUCCAUUCUCGGCCCGUGGGGACUGUGGCACUGUCACUGUGACCUCGGCAAGCAGGAGCGCAACCGUGAGGUUGUGGGCAGCGCGCCGGGCCCCUUGUUCAUGGACCGCGAGAAACUGGUCCAGAUGCGGCCCUGCCGGCUCCAGGAUUGUGCAGCCUGCGACCCCGCCGACUGUGACUGGCGGCCCUGAGCACAGCCACCAGCCACAGAGUGCAGAGCUCCUGAGACCCCCAGGGCGGAACUUGGAAAGAGACCCCGCCCACCCUGUGCCCGCAACCCGCAGCUGAGCCAGCGGCCUUGGAGACUACAAUUCCCAGGAAGCCACGAGGCA
Molecule: messenger RNA, 621 nt
Organism: Sorex araneus (European shrew)
Lineage: Eukaryota; Metazoa; Chordata; Mammalia; Eulipotyphla; Soricidae
Gene: THSD8
Product: thrombospondin type 1 domain containing 8
Exons: 3
Coding region: 127-480 (117 amino acids)
Source: RefSeq, a predicted model, not a curated record